Pelagomonas calceolata is the source of this 1565-nucleotide messenger RNA. The record is from the annotation of a GenBank genome assembly. NCBI's taxonomy places the organism in Eukaryota, Pelagophyceae, Pelagomonadales, Pelagomonadaceae.
CUGCUACUCGGGAACGCGCCGGCUCCGCAGGGGCUUACCGCUCGAAUUUAGGCAAGCUGUCAUGGCCUCCAAACUACUCACAGCCGUAUUCUGCGCCGUGGCGACCGAUGCCCUCCCGCAAGGUGGUAUACGGCAGGCGCUGCGCGACGCCACGCUGCAGCGCACAACUCACAAGAACGCCGCCACGGCGCGCAAAACUCACAAUAACGCCGCCGUGGCGUCAGAACGCUACCUUACGCAGCGCCUCGACCACUACGACGCGUCGCUGAAGAACGCGUCCUUCCAGCAGCGGUAUUUUGUGAAUAGUACCUGGUACAAGGGGACGGGCCCGGUAUUUUUGUGCGUGGGCGGCGAAGGGCCAGCAUUGGAUGAAUCAGUGGUCAGCCGGUCUGUGCACUGCUCGGACGCGACCGAGCUGGCGCCACAGGUCGGCGCUCUGAUCGUCGCGCUCGAGCACCGCUACUACGGCAAGAGCGUGCCGCCCUCGUCAGAGCGCGGCGCUCAGCGAUUGCGGCACCUCACGUCGCAUCAGGCCGUCGCCGACAUCGCGGGCUUCCACAAGCACAUUAGCGACGAGUUCAAGCUUCCGUCGACCACAAAAUGGAUCGCGUUUGGAGGCAGUUACCCGGGCAUGGUUGCUGGCUUCUCAAGAUUACGCCUGCCGCACCUCAUCCACGCCGCCGUGUCGUCGUCUGCGCCGUGGCACGCGAAGGUCGACAUGACGGAGUACAACGAUCGCGUCGGCGCCGCGCUGGCGAACGGCGCCGUCGGCGGCUCGGAACAGUGCCAGAAGAUUGUGGUUGACGGUCACGCGAGGAUCAAGUCGCUCCUCGAGUCCUCGCGGCUCCAACGCCUCUCGCUCGCCAAAUUAUUCAACUUCUGCAACCCACUGGCCCUCGAAAAUGCGCAGACGCGCCGCGCUUGGGCUGGCUAUGGCGUGGUGUCCGUGCCCGCCCAGAGCAAUGAACCGGCCUCGACGGAUCCAGGGCAGUCGAUAGGGGCGCUCUGCUCCGUGCUCCUCGCGGCGAACGCGUCCUCGUCCGUCGACGCGCUCGCCACGCUCUCGGCGCGGCAGCGCGGCGGCCGCUGCGUCGACGCCAGCCUGUCCCGGAACUUCGAGGACGACGGCAGCGAUGCCUUGUCAUGGCCGUGGCAGACGUGCGCCGAGUUCGGGUUCUAUCAGACGUGCGAAGUGGGUUCUCAAUGCCCGUUCGCGCGCGGCUACGUGUCGGUGGCUGACGAGAUCUCGAUCUGUUCGCAGUUCGGCCUCACGGCCGACGUCGUGGCGGCCAACGUCGCGUUCUCCAAUCAAGUUUAUGGCGGCGCUCGACCCCAGGGCUCGCGCAUACUCUUCCCAAAUGGUGAUGUGGACCCGUGGACGGGCCUCGGCGUGCUCAGAAGCCCCGCGCCGACGGAGCCGGUCAUGUUGGUCGUUGGCGCGUCGCACCACGCCUGGACGCACCCCGCGGAUACGAUUGUUCAGAAGUCGGUCGCGGACGCGAAGGCGGCCAUCCAGUCCCAGGUCAAGCAGUGGCUUGCGGUGGAGUAAGUGUUGUUUAUAUGCU